CGUUGCUAGCUUAGUCAACGAGAAAAACUGAGUGAUUUGCUCAAUAGCAAGCGGCAAAAAAAUAAGGACAUAUUCAUGGACCCGGAAAGAUGUUUGAAGGAACAGGGCCUGACGUGGACGUGGGAGCAAAUAAGGACCUGUUGGAAGAAAUUGAAGAAACGCUUCAUGGCUGAACGCCUGCUACUAUGCAAAAGUGGCGGGGAGCCGUCAAAGGGGAAGUGGUUUGACAAAUUGAGCCUUCUGCUUGGCGACCGCCCGAUGGUGCAAGCAAGAGAUUACGGCGUUGACACCGCCGCCGAAGACGAGGACAUCGUUCUGUUAUGCGAUGGCAGCGAAGAGGAAGGAGAUGCGUCCGACGACCUAGAAACCUCUGCACCUGGCGAGGAGGAGUGA
This is a messenger RNA of Rhipicephalus microplus (southern cattle tick), 393 nucleotides long. RefSeq lists its product as uncharacterized. The record is from RefSeq and is a predicted model, not a curated record. Lineage: Eukaryota; Metazoa; Arthropoda; Arachnida; Ixodida; Ixodidae.